Solea senegalensis (Senegalese sole) is the source of this 3159-nucleotide messenger RNA. RefSeq names its product matrix metallopeptidase 17b (gene mmp17b). The record is from RefSeq and is a predicted model, not a curated record. Gene Ontology annotation, biological process: proteolysis; collagen catabolic process; extracellular matrix organization. Lineage: Eukaryota; Metazoa; Chordata; Actinopteri; Pleuronectiformes; Soleidae. The transcript has 12 exons. Gene Ontology annotation, molecular function: zinc ion binding; metalloendopeptidase activity. The coding region runs from base 536 to 2407 and encodes 623 amino acids. Gene Ontology annotation, cellular component: extracellular matrix.
UCACAUCACAAAUGUUUUUCUGUCAGUCCUCGUGUGCAGAUUAGAUGGACGGUAAUAAUCCCAGUCUGCAGCAGCUGAGAAGGAACAAGACUCAACAAAGAAACAUCUACUGUGACACUGAGGGAAAUAUGCAGAGUUUGUUUAAUCCUCGUGUUAAGAGGAUUAUGGGUAAUGAUGAUACGGUCGCGAGAGAUGAUACAUGAUGAACAUGCAGAUGUUUUAGAAAAUAUAUAAAAUAUAAAAUAUAUCAGUUCAUAUCACAGAUAAACACAGUGUUACAAAGUGACACAUAUGUCCUUAAGUGAAAGGACACAUGGACGCCUGCAUUCAUCAUGGCAUUGUGUCAGUGGGGGAGGGGGGCCGGGGGUGAGGAGCCAGGCUUUGAGGGAAGAAGCAAGGGAAGAGGAAAAAGGAGCCAUCUGUUCCUGUAGUCUCACAUCAGAGGAGGAAGAGCACGAGAGCUGACGCUGCUCAAGAGAACCAAGGGAUAAAGAGUGACAUCACACUCCAAGACCUGAAGAUUUGAAUCCAGCCAAUGUUUAAAACAGCAAAUCAUGUCGUCAAGAUGAAGACGUGGAUUCUUUUGUUGUGCCUGAGCGACACAUGGAUGUGGACACGCUCCACUGCUCCUGUGACCUCGACACCCCCGUCUGCACAUGUGACACCCACUGAAGAUGACAACACCCACCUGCUGGACUGGCUGAUGAAGUACGGCUACCUGCCGCCCUCAGACACGUCCACUGGGCAGCUUCAAGCCUGGACAGCAGUCACUGAUGCUGUCAAGGCCAUGCAGAGGUUUGCAGGCCUCACAGACACUGGGGUUCUAGAUGAGGAGACGAUGGUGUUGAUGAAAAGUCCACGCUGCUCCCUACCUGACCAGGAGGAAACAUCCAAAUCUCUGGACAAGCAAGACAGGAGACACAUGAGGAGGAGGAGCAGCACCUCCAUGUGGACACACAGGAACAUUAACUGGAGGUUACACUCGUACCCGUCCUCCUCUCGUCUGACCAGAGAGACAGUCCGCUCACUGGUCUUCUAUGCUUUAAGAGUGUGGUCAGAACCAACACCUCUGGACUUCCAUGAGGUAAGCAAUCCAGGGACAGCUGACCUGUUGGUGGACUUCCUUCAUGGUUACCACGGUGACGACUAUCCCUUUGAUGGGGCAGGUGGUGCAGUCGGCCACGCCUUUUUCCCAACAGACCCAACUCGUGCGGGUGGAGUUCACUUGGAUGCAGAGGAGGAGUGGGCCUUCAGACAGCCAGCCUCUGAGGGCACUGACCUUUUCACAGUACUGGUCCAUGUGUUUGGCCAUGCUCUGGGUCUGGCCCACUCCUCAUCCCGCCAUUCAGUGAUGAGGCCGUAUUACCAGGGUCCUGCUGGAGAUCCCCUCCACUACCGCCUGGGACCCCAUGAUGUGGAGCACAUCACCCAGCUCUAUGGUCAAAGGAACCAGCUACAACCGAACAACGCUCCUCGCGUCACACCAGAGACUCACAACAGAGGCACUCGCCAACCUCAUCACAAAUAUGGCUCCCUCAUCGAUCGCUGUAACACCAGUUUUGAUGCUGUGACGAGGAUCCGAGGAGAGACUUUCUUCUUCAAAGGUCAGACCAUGUGGCGGGUCAGUGGAGCAGGUCUGGUGUCGGGUGGCGGGGUUCUGGUCAGGAGGCUGUGGAGGGGUCUACCUCCCGACCUGCCUCGUCUCACUGCUGUGCUGGAGAGACAGUCAGAUCAUGCCAUCAUCUUCAUCAGUGGUUCACAAUUCUGGCUCUUCAGUGAUCUCACCCUGCAGGAGGGCUUCCCCCGGCCCCUCUCUGGCUUGAUCAGAGCAGAUGAUGAUGAUGAUGAUGAUGAUGACGAGAAGCAGGAGGUGGCCACGAGGAGGUGGGGCCUGGUCUGGGACCCAGAGGACGGACCCAUGUGGGGCGACAAAGGAGAAGCUGGCAGUGAAGAAAGACAGGAGGACACCUGGACUCAGCUGCUUCAAGAGGGAGUCAGUGGCAUCACCACAGACAACAAUGGUUCAGUCUUUCUCUUUAAAGGAGAUUCUUACUGGAAGUUCUCAUCUCCUGGCUCUUCACCCGAGGACGGAUACCCACGUUCCUCGGCUGCAGACUGGCUCGACUGCCCCGACUCCACCUCAUUCUCACCCAUCGUGGAUGAACGCUCCUUGUCGCUGUCGCCACCUGCAGGAAGACAGGAGCUCAGGGAGAGAUGGAGGGAGGUGAGAGAGGAGGGGGCAGCAGGAGGAAGGAGGGAGCAUGACAAGAACUCACAGGGAAAUCCACAGGAGAGAGGCUCACAUAUCUGGACUCAGUGUGCUUGCCAAAAUGGAGCGACUGGUGAGAGGAGAACAUCUCCUAUUGCUGCCUUGCUGCUGGGCACAUGGAUAUGUUUGACUGUUUAGAUCCAAAUAAGACAAAACAGGUCAGUUGCCAUCCACACGCUGUACUCUACGUUCCUUCAGGCCUUGGUAUAUCGCUGUGCACACGGACCCAGCGCACAUCGUGUGCGUCAUCAACACGCAGACUUUGGAAUCGUGCGCGAGGAGCACGAUGGCUGCACAUGAAGAAACAGAAGAAGAAGUCGCCAAAGAAUCAUCGGAACCUCGACCUUUCAGCUGUGAGCCGCUCGAUCAGACGUGUCCUCUUCUUCUUUAGUAGGAAUGUACUUGUACUGCCACCUGAUGGUGAAGUCAGAUACUACAGGACUCUGAUGCACGAGUAUACCAGGGCCUUUACACUAAUCCAUGUCGGCUCUGCUCUCGGUGGCUCCUCCCACAGUUGGUAAACUUUAUUGUUUGUUACAAGUGUCAAACAUUUGUCGGGGUAAAAGCAAACCCAUGUUCAGACCAGGUACAGUGGUCUAUGUUAUAGCAUUGUAUACAAAUGUGUGUCAUACACAUUAGACCUGAAUCAUCAAAACAAUUAUUUGAAGGUUCAAAUCCUUCACUGGUAUCUAUUGUACUUGAAGGACAGUGUGUUCAUUAGUAAUUAACUGAGUGUUUUUAUGUUAGCUCACUGUUUUAUAAUCAGCUCUGAAGAAUGCAACGCGACAUCUCUGUUGUAGCCAAUUAUACGUCACAUAACUUAACUUAUACAUAAAUGGUGUCGCCCUCAAGUGUCAGUGUAUAAUAAAGAAAUAAAAUAAUCAAACUGA